This is a messenger RNA of Psylliodes chrysocephalus, 1251 nucleotides long. The record is from the annotation of a GenBank genome assembly. NCBI's taxonomy places the organism in Eukaryota, Metazoa, Arthropoda, Insecta, Coleoptera, Chrysomelidae.
CUUAGUUAGGAAAUACCUACAUAAAAAUUUGGAUAGUUUUAUGAAUAUAGUUGGCAUUACUGUGCAAUUUUAACGUCUAAACAGAAUAGGUGGAGAUUACAAUUUUACAUUUAGUGAGAAAAGAAGAUUGUUAUUAACCUCAAAUUUCACUUGUUUGGAGUGUAGUUGUGGUUAUUUUUUGAUUUUGUUAAUUUUGCGUAUUUUGUUAUAAAUAAGUAAUUGUAGAAUGUAAUUUUAUAGACUGUCUUAAUAAUUUUUGUAUUGUGAGAAAUGAAAGGGAAAAGAAACAGAAGUGCCAAUUUUACAGACGAGGAGAAGGUGAAAUUGCUUGCUUUAUUGCAAAUACACAGUGACAUUUUAUGCAAAAAAACUGAUUUUACAUUUAAUAAAAAGAAAGAAACGGCUUGGAUGAAAUUGGUUCAAGAUUUUAAUUCAAAUAACAAUAUUAAGAGGAAUGUAAAUAACUUGAAACAAAUUUGGAACAAAAUGAAAUAUGAAGCCAAAACCUAUAAAAGCAAACUAAAAGUGGAUGUAAUGGGUACAGGGGGUGGGCCAAGCACCCUCAAAGAAAAUAGUAUUUUGGAAGAGGUGUUACUUUUGAUAGGAAGAGCAGUUGUCGAUAUAGAUGUAUGUCCUAUAGAACCAUUCUUUUGUGAAAAUGAAUUAACCGAGAUUAAACCGUUGGAAACUUGUAUUUCUCAGGAACCUCAAGUGCAAGUUGAAAGUGGUGAGACAAGUGCAACCUUUCAGGUGCCUCUUGUUCAACCUGCAAGCACCAGCAGACAAAUAACGCCUUCGAGAAGACCAGUUGUAAAAGCUUCCAUUAAAGAACAACUGAGCAAGGAAAAAGUACACUCUGAAAAAUUAAAACAAAAUAUUUUAACUCAAGAGUUAAAUAAUGGAGUCUUAAGGAGAUCAGAAGAAAGGGAGCUCUUUAAGUUAGCAAAAAGAAAAGCCGAGCAAAGUAUUCAUCUGCGAAGCAUUAUUUUGCAAAAAAUUGAAAAUAACGAAGAUGUAGAUCCUUCCUUAAUACAGGCAAUUUUUAAGGAUUAGAACUUGUUUUACUAGGUCACUUGGGUUAUUGGUUUUGUUGAUGACUGACUCAUUAUUCUUAUUGUAUAUUUCUUUUAUUGUAAUUGUUAAUAAGUCCAAACUGUAUAGUUUAAUUAAGUGUCAUAAAUCUUUAUUCAAAGUUUGGAUAUAUUAUCAAAUAGUGCUUUAUUCCCUAAUUAUAAUUUGAGUAAUUUAUUC